This is a messenger RNA of Cadophora gregata, 1176 nucleotides long. RefSeq lists its product as uncharacterized. The coding region runs from base 1 to 1176 and encodes 391 amino acids. Gene Ontology annotation, biological process: carbohydrate metabolic process. The transcript has 2 exons. The record is from RefSeq and is a predicted model, not a curated record. Gene Ontology annotation, molecular function: hydrolase activity, hydrolyzing O-glycosyl compounds. Lineage: Eukaryota; Fungi; Ascomycota; Leotiomycetes; Helotiales; Ploettnerulaceae.
AUGGCAUUAUUACCAGGCUCGUUAUUAUCUAGCAUCUUCCUCUUCUCCCUCACCAGCCUCACCAUUGCAGCAACAGACAACGGAGAUGAAUGCUCAUGCUUCCGAACGAACGGCUCCUCGCAAGGCUAUUUCCUGAACCAUCAAUUCCACGACUACAGAAAUGUAGCUGGAGCGUCGAAUCCACCUCCGUUCACAACCAAUGCGACGAAUGCGACCAACGCCUUGGCAACAUCGCCGUUCUUCCUUGAGGAUGAGUGGAAAAAUGAGUGGACGGUGCAGAAUUGGAAUAAUAGCGAUACGUUAGCAUCAUCUGGAGCUUCAGUCUUCAUGGUCAAUACCCCAAAUAAUGUCUACAUUCAACAAAGCAACGACAGUUCCCCCGACUACACAUCCUACCUCACUCUGCGCACCGCCCGCCACGAAACCUUCCAAUCUGUCGCCGAAAUCGACUCCGUCGAGCAAGACUUCCACUACAUGUCCGCGCGCUUCAUGGCACGAGUGACCGGCUCGCCCGGUGCUUGCGCAGGAAUAUUCACAUAUCUAGCAGGCGACACGGCGUCCGAUGUGCAAGAAGCAGACAUCGAGAUCCUAACCCGCGAUCCAAGAAAUAGAGUACAGUAUACCAACCAGCCGUCUGUGGAUAAAGCCGGAGACGAUGUCCCGCAGGCGACGGUCAAUGGCACGAAUCCUGGGGAUAGGGACUGGACGCUGUGGAAUGUUUACCGCGUGGAUUGGAUGCCAAAGAUGAGUAGCUGGUAUGUGAAUGGUGAGAGUGUUGCCAAUAUCAGUUUCCAGACGCCGAAGGAUCCAGCAGGGUUAAUCAUCAAUAUGUGGAGUGAUGGGGGUUUAUGGACGGGAAAUAUGAGUCUCUUUGAUGAGGCGUUCUUGCAGAUUCAGUGGAUUGAGUUGGUCUAUAAUACGAGUGGGCCAUAUGGAGGGUUGGAGAAUAGAAAGAGAGAUUCGAAGGGCGCUGUGGGAGUGCUGGAGAAGAGGAAGGGUGCGCCGGGGUGUGAGGUGGUUUGUGGGGUGGAUGAGCAGGUUAAUGUUACGGGGACGCCGACGCUGCUUUAUAAUAAUACGGGAGAUGCUACGAUGGGAUGGAGGAGCGAGGGAAUGGGUGCGUUGGUCUGGAUACCCUUGGUUUUGGUUGGUAGUGCGAUGUUUGGAUAUUUCUAG